Malania oleifera is the source of this 1745-nucleotide messenger RNA. Its product is annotated as sugar transporter ERD6-like 7. The transcript is spliced from 18 exons. Gene Ontology annotation, biological process: carbohydrate transport; transmembrane transport. The record is from RefSeq and is a predicted model, not a curated record. Gene Ontology annotation, cellular component: membrane. Bases 132 to 1595 code for a protein of 487 amino acids. Lineage: Eukaryota; Viridiplantae; Streptophyta; Magnoliopsida; Santalales; Ximeniaceae. Gene Ontology annotation, molecular function: sugar transmembrane transporter activity.
AGAACUUCAAUCUCUAAUCGUAAGGUGCUGGGAACCUCCGUUCUUUGGACUACCAACUCCUUAAAUAUUCCCUCAAUAUGUUACUAGUUCGGAAGUCCAGAGAGCAGGAUAGUUAGUAACAGCCUAUUGAAAUGGCCAUCAAACAGGAUCUAGAGAGUGGCGAGCAGGGUGUACAAGAACAGAUAACAGAGCCACUCAUACAGCAAGAGAAGAGCCUGGCUAACAAAGGAGAUGGAUUCGGUUCAGAUCAGACCGGCAAAAGUAGCCAACAGCAAGUAAGGAUGGUUUAUCUCAGCACCUUUGUUGCAGUCUGCGGUUCAUUUGAAUUUGGAUCCUGCGCAGGGUAUUCAUCACCUACUCAGACAGCUAUCAGGGAAGAUCUCAAUCUCUCUCUUGCAGAGUACUCAUUGUUUGGCUCCAUUUUGACUUUUGGUGCAAUGAUUGGAGCGAUAACGAGUGGACCGAUUGCUGAUUUCAUUGGUCGGAAAGGGGGAUUGAGAGUAGCUACAGCUUUCUGUGUUGCAGGAUGGCUAGCAAUUUACUUUGCUAAGGGAGCUUGGCCACUAGAUAUUGGAAGAUUGGCAACGGGAUACGGAAUGGGAGUCUUUUCCUAUGUGGUACCCGUUUUUAUUGCUGAAAUUACACCCAAGAAUCUCCGGGGAGCAUUGACAGCCGUCAAUCAGGUCAUGAUUUGUGCUGGGGUAUCUGUUGCCUUCAUAAUAGGGACUGUUCUCACAUGGAGAGCAUUGGCAUUAACUGGACUGGUCCCUUGCUUUGUACUACUUGUGGGUCUAUUUCUAAUUCCAGAGUCUCCGAGGUGGCUGGCGAAAACUGGACAUCAAAAAGAGUUUGAAGCUGCACUGCAGAAACUUCGUGGCAAAGAUGCUGACAUAUCUGAAGAGCUCAAUGAAAUUAAGGAUUAUAUAGAAACACUCCAAAGCCUUCCGAAAGCCAAAAUUUUGGAUUUGUUCCAAAGAAGAUAUCUACUCUCAGUCACUAUAGGAGUUGGAUUGAUGGUCUUUCAACAAUUUGGUGGAAUCAACGGCAUUUGUUUUUAUGUUAGCAGUAUUUUUGAGUCAGCAGGAUUUUCUUCCAAUAUCGGGACUAUAACAUAUGCUUGUCUUCAGGUUGUGGUUACCGUACUAGGUGCAACUUUGAUAGACAGAACUGGAAGAAAACCCCUUCUCCUGAUUUCUGCAUCAGGACUGGUUAUUGGUUGCGUACUAACAGGGAUUGCAUUUUAUAUGAAGGUUCAUGAAUUAUCACUCAAGGCAGUCCCUGCACUUGCUGUAACUGGCAUACUGGUGUAUAUAGGGUUCUUUUCACUAGGAAUGGGAGCAGUGCCUUGGGUUAUAAUGUCUGAGAUAUUCCCCAUAAAUGUCAAAGGAGUAGCUGGAAGUAUAGCAACUUUAGUGAACUGGUUUGGUGCAUGGACAAUAUCCUACACUUACAACUUUCUUAUAUCAUGGAGCUCUUAUGGUACAUUUGCUCUGUAUGCUGUAAUUAAUGCACUGGCUAUUUUGUUCGUGAUCGUAGUAGUGCCUGAAACAAAGGGAAGAACCCUGGAACAACUUCAGGCUGCCAUUAACAAAUAGAGAAACAUAAACUUUAAAAGCCAUAUUUUAUGCUGUCAUCAGAAGCUUUGAAGGGUUGGAAACCAAAUUUGUUGUGUUUGAAGGAUUGGACAUCAAUUUUGUUUUACAUUUGGCAGGUGAUCACCAUAAAUUUUAUGAUUUUCUUCAAAA